Molecule: messenger RNA, 1350 nt
Organism: Pocillopora verrucosa
Lineage: Eukaryota; Metazoa; Cnidaria; Anthozoa; Scleractinia; Pocilloporidae
Source: RefSeq, a predicted model, not a curated record
AAGAAGAAAGCAUGGCGGACGAUCACGGGUAAAGUUGAUGUAAUUCAGCCAGGACAGUUUUUUGUCGACAAUGUCGGAAUUCGCGCAAAUAUCACGCUUUAAAGAAGAAAAUAAAAGGGCUUUGCUGGAACGCCAACAACGGCUGCUCACGUGUGAGAGAUUUAAGGAAGACUAUGAAAAACUUGAGGCUCUAUUGCAGACUCUUCCAAACAAAACAUCCCACGAGGUUAUGGUUCCAUUUGGAUCUGUGGCUUUUAUGCCAGGAAGACUUAUUCACACUAAUGAGAUUAUGGUGCUUCUUGGAGACAACUGGUUUGCUGAGCGUUCGGCUAGUCAAGCUCUUGAAAUGGUGGAGAGACGAAAAAAAUAUCUGGAGAAAAAUAUUGCUGGGAUUAAGGAAGACCUGAAGAAUUUUGAAUCAGCAGUAAACUUUGCCUCAGAAAUUCAGUCCGUUGCUGAGGAAAAUGCAGAUGUAAGAGAAAUCAAAGAAGAGCUUUCAUCACAAGAGGAGGAGAGAUUUUCAACUCAGCAUUUACGAAAGGCACACCCUAAGGCUGAAAGAUUUGGUGGUACGAAGAAAGUUCAAGGACUUAAGAGUGAUCAAAAGGAUACAGUAACAAUGAAAGGAAAUAAGGUACAAAAAGUGUCUUCAGAAGACUUGUCUUUGCUUGCAAGACUAGAUGAACUGGAAGAAAAGGAAACUAAGAAUGCUGAACUAGACCAGGUUGGGAAGGAUGAUUCUGGUGAUGAAAAAAGCAUAACCACAGGCGAACACACAAACAUACAAGGAGAUGCAAGAUGGGGACUUCAUCAUAAAGACAAAACAAAUGAAACUGAGGAUGAUGAUGAGAAUCAUGAUAGUGAUGAUUUACAGACCACAAUUUCAGUCAAGUUUAGCUCUUCAUCAGAGCACUCACAAGGGCAGUCUCCAAAGGAUUCUUGUGAAGAACUUACUGUUACAAGCCCAGCAGACAUCUACUCACAGUUUGCUUCUAAAAAAGAGUUAAAAUCCAUUUUGAGAAGGCCUUCUGCUGAAGAAAAAGACAAAAAAAACUUUGAAGAAGAGACAUCUCUUACUACACAGCAAUUUCCUUCUGAUAUUGUCAAAGAUAACACGCAGAUAGCAGACUUUGACUCUCAGAAGGCAUUUACAGGGAGUAUAAUUGAAAAGCCUGCUGUGCAGAUGAUCAGACAAGAGAGUUCUCACUUGCAGUCAGGCACAUCCCAACCUGGAAAGAAGCUUUCAAGAUUCAAAGCCACAAGACAGAAGCAACAAUAACACAUUCCUAAUUGUGAUAGCAGUCAAACUGUUUUUUUGCCUGACUUUCCCCAGAUAAGGGGGAGGGGGGG